This is a messenger RNA of Tripterygium wilfordii, 1814 nucleotides long. Its product is annotated as plant intracellular Ras-group-related LRR protein 6-like. NCBI's taxonomy places the organism in Eukaryota, Viridiplantae, Streptophyta, Magnoliopsida, Celastrales, Celastraceae. Gene Ontology annotation, molecular function: protein binding. The coding region runs from base 329 to 1558 and encodes 409 amino acids. The record is from RefSeq and is a predicted model, not a curated record. The transcript is spliced from 3 exons.
AGAAUACACAAACUAAUUAAAUUAUUUCUCAUACUGGUUCCUACAACAUAUCUUCUGUUUUUUUUACAUGACGUGUCAUUUUAGCCAAUUAUUAUCCGUACAAGUAUAGAAUAAAUGACUCACCAACUAGCUUAAAAUAAAAAAUAAAUAAAAAAUAACUAACUAGCUUUAGGUUAGGAUAAGCAAUCAAGCAUAACUAGAAAUGAUGAAAGAUAUAGAAAUGUUAGAUUACACAAAUAGUCAAUGAACCCAAAAAAAGUAAUCCAAAUUGGAUUUAGUCUAAUACCACAUAUUCAUAGAAAAACAAGGGAAGGGUUGACUUAAUCAAAUGCUCCCAAACUAUACGGCCAUUGUACUUGAUAAACCAGACAUCAUGCACCCACAUAUAUUCAUAUCUUCUUUGACAAUCGUCACCCACAGAGAAAGAAAAAAAACAUACAUACACACAAACACACAAUUGCCAUCAAGAGUUGAAAAGAUAAAAAGUUGUUCUUCAAAGAUGAUGUUUGAACAGCAGAUGAGGAUUGACAUGAGGAACAAGGAAGACAAGAGAUCAUCAUCAUCAUCAAAGGGUACUACUAGUAUUGAAGAAGAAGGGCUUGAAAUUGUUGAUUUGAGUGGCAUGUCUUUGGACUCUCUCCCUAAUCCUUCUCUCAAUUUGGCCACUAUUUGCAAACUUGACCUCUCCAACAACAAUCUUCAGAGCAUACCAGAAUCCUUAGCAGCAAGGUUGCUACAUGUGGUGGUGUUGGACAUACGUUCCAAUCAGCUCAAGAAACUCCCAAAUUCAAUUGGUUGUCUGUCAAAGCUCAAGGUUCUCAACGUCUCUGGCAACUUCCUUCGCUUCCUCCCCAAAACCAUAGAGAACUGCAGGUCCUUGGAAGAGUUGACUGCCAACUUCAACCAGCUCACAAUGCUCCCAGACAAUAUAGGAUUUGAGUUAACAAACUUGAAAAAGAUCUCUGUGAACUCGAACAAGCUAGUCUUCUUGCCGCGCUCCCUUACCCACCUCACCUCGCUACGCGUACUCGAUGCAAGGCUUAACAACCUAAGGUGCCUCCCUGAAGACCUUGAGAAUCUCAUCAAUCUUGAAGUGCUCAAUGUGAGCCAAAACUUUCAGUACCUGCAAUCCCUUCCAUACUCUAUUGGCCUCCUUAUGUCACUCGUCGAAUUGGAUGUAAGUUACAACAAGAUAACCACUCUUCCUGACUCCAUGGGGUGCCUGAAGAAACUCCAGAAGCUUAAUGUUGAAGGAAACCCUCUUGUUUCUCCCCCGGUGGAGGUUGUGGAGCAGAACCUUCAAGCAAUAAAGGAGUAUCUGAGUGAGAAAAUGAAUGCAGGGCAUAAAAGCCCUGUGCACAAGAAGAAAUCAUGGGUUGGAAAGUUAGUCAAAUAUGGUACCUUCAAUAGCAGAUUAAGUGGGAGCAGCCGUGAAGAGAGGGAGGGGUUCAUCAUGCCCGAGUAUCGCUCCAUCGACGGCCUUGCUUCACCCAGGUACAUGGGCGUGUUCUCACCCCGUAGACUCUUCUCUCCUCGGACUUACUUCAUGACUAGAUGAGAGGUUAAGCUGCAACUCCUCUCUGUUUUUGGUAGUCUUAUAAACGCAAGUAUUAAUGCAUUUGGUGGUGUGGCAUCUAGUCCAUGUUACUGCAUACUGUGGUUCUGAAUAGGAUUUUGAUUUGGUCAUCUCUGCCUCUCUCUAUGUAUUGAAUUUUAUGUUGUAUUUAAAAACAGAGUGGCUGCUGAUCAUAUAACCAGAAGAAAAAAGGCCCUUCAUUUGUACUUACAAAGUCAAAAGGUGAUCAACAAUUUUA